Molecule: messenger RNA, 2202 nt
Organism: Didymodactylos carnosus
Lineage: Eukaryota; Metazoa; Rotifera; Eurotatoria; Philodinida; Philodinidae
Source: the annotation of a GenBank genome assembly
AUGCCUCGGGGCAUUGGACGCCGUUUUUUAAAGCAUGGGUUGUUGCUAUGCACAACUGCUGUUGGUACUGGUUUUCUUGGAAAUUAUUUAGUACAGAAUAAAUUAAUUGUAACUGCUGCUGAAUCUCAUAAACCGAGUGUGUGGCUUCAACAAAUUCCAACACGUGAAGAACAAAUCGAAAACAUGGCACAUGAAGCCGAAUAUGAUAUCGUAGUGAUAGGCGGUGGAGCGACAGGAUGUGGAGUGGCUGCUGAUGCUGUGAGUCGAGGACUAAAAGUGGCACUUGUUGAAAAGUACGAUUUUUCAUCUGGUACAAGUUCUCGUAGUACAAAAUUGAUCCACGGUGGCGUACGUUAUUUACAGAAGGCUAUAAUGCAAUUAGAUCGUGAACAGUAUCACAUGGUAAAAGAAGCGUUAUCUGAACGUGCUAAUUUAUUAAAAAUAGCUCCUCAUUUAUCAUAUCCAUUACCCAUUAUGCUUCCGUGUUACGCAUGGUGGCAGGUUCCGUACUAUUACGCUGGCAUCAAAGCUUAUGAUCUAGUAGCUGGUAGACAAAUAUUGAAAUGGAGUUAUGUAAUAUCAAAGAAAACUGCUUGUGAAUUAUUUCCAAUGUUGAAAAAAGAUAAACUUGUUGGAGCCAUUGUUUACUAUGAUGGUCAACAUAAUGAUGCUCGUAUGAACAUCGCAUUAGCGUUUACUGCAGCUCGAAUGGGAGCCAAUGUUGCUAACCAUUGUACAGUAACUCAAUUGAUUCAUCAAGAAGUACCAGUACACGGCCAAGAUGAAGGAAUCAAAACAAAAAAAAUUGUUCGUGGUGUUAAAUGUCUUGAUCGAUAUCAAAAUAAAGAAUUUACUAUUCGUGCAAAAUGUGUAGUGAAUGCUACUGGUCCAUAUACAGAUUUUAUUCGCCAAUUGGAUGAUCCAUCUCUGCCAAAAAUAUGCCAGCCAUCUGCCGGCGUUCACAUCGUCUUACCAGAUUAUUACAGUCCACAACAAAUGGGUCUUCUCGACCCUAAUACAUCAGACGGACGAGUUAUCUUUUUUUUACCAUGGUUAAAACAUACAAUGGCAGGGACAACGGAUACUCCAACUGAGGUUAGCGAUUUUCCGACACCCACUACUGAAGAUGUUGAUUUCAUUCUGGGUGAAGUCAAAAAUUAUUUAUCACCUGAUGUGAAAGUCCGUCGUGGAGAUGUGAUGGCUGCAUGGUGUGGUAUUCGACCACUUGUUAGCAACCCAAAUAAAAAAGAUACUCAAUCAAUCGCUAGAAAUCAUAUUAUUCAUGUGAGCGAUUCGGGUUUAGUAACAGUUGGAGGAGGAAAAUGGACGACGUAUAGACAAAUGGCGGAAGAAACUGUAAAUGCUGCUGUACGUUCAGCGGAUUUAAAACCAAAAAAUGGUUGUGUGACGAAAGGGCUUAUGUUAACCGGCGGAGAGAAGUGGACACCAACAUCUUACAUUCGUCUUGUUCAAGAUUAUGGAAUUGAUACUGAAGUUGCUAUUCACUUGUCAAAUACAUAUGGUGAUGAAGCACCAAAAGUAUGUGAAUUAUCGACAUUAACAGGAAAACGAUGGCCUGUUAUAGGAAGACGUUUACAUGAAGAAUUUCCUUACAUAGAAGCAGAAGUUCAUUAUGCCGUUCGUGAAUAUGCUCGUACAGCUGUUGACGUGUUAGCGCGGCGUACUCGUAUAUCAUUUUUAAACGUACUUGCGGCCGAAGAAGCAUUACCAGCUGUAAUUAAAAUUAUGAGCAAAGAAUUAAAUUGGAACACAACAAAACAAAAAGAAGAAACUGAUCGUGCUCGAACAUUUUUACAUCGUGAAAUGGGAUUAAAUUUGAAAACACAGAUGAGAAAAAAUGUUCCAAUUAAUUUUAGCAAAGAAGAAAUGGGAUUUUACAUGAAACAUUUCCGUGCAAUUGAUAUUCAAAAUAAAGGAUAUAUUACGUUAAAAGAUUUAAAACAGCAUCUAGAAUUAUAUGAUGAUGACCUUGACCCUAAUGUUGCAAAUGGUAGUAUAGACGAGGAUGAACUUCAUAUAUUAAUGCAAGAAGUAGAUACAAAUCAAAAUGGUGUAAUUGAAAUAGAAGAAUUUCUUCAGUUAAUGAGUGCAAAACAGACAGGAACUGUUGGUCCAACACAUUUUGCAAAAGUAGCACGAAUUGGACGAAUACCAACUAACAGAAGUGGGGGUGGAGUGUAA